AAGGGCAAAUGAAUGUGACACACACUCUUGGUACAAGGAACAAAAGGGUCAGAGAAAAAAUGAAGGGAACAACAUAGGCUAUUGUAUAACUGGGUACAAGUGCAAGAGACCAGCAGCACAAAGGGAAUUAAUUAACUAAUUAAUGGCUGUAGCUUUCCUUAAUUAUCUGUUGCUGUAUCUCAGCAUCCAACUACAAGUUUCUUCAUCAUUUAUGUUGGACGCCACCACAAUUUUCAACUCCUGGACAGGCAAGAUCAUCAGUCUUUAGUGUUUGACACAUUCCUUCCAAUCAGAGGCAGGAGCAUAAGGAAACAUGUAUCCCUAAGGGGAUCCAAUCACUUUGCUUUACCAAAUCAAUUUCAUACAAGCUCCAUAACCUUCGUUAUUGAUAAUACUUAGGCUGACUGUAUUCUAUGUGUAUGAUACUCAGUUUUUCUUUUGAAAUUUCUUCAGACAGCAGCCACAAAGCCGAUGAAGUUUAAUUGACACAGCUUGCACCGAAUUAAUUAUUUUAAAAUUGUCUGUUCUUUCUGGGCACAAUAUGGAAAUGUAAAGGAGGAUGAUCUAUUAAUUUAACACAGGUUCUAUUAAUAUUUAACAGGUUAUAUUAAUUUAAAAUAGAAAGAGUCAAAUGCAGCAACUAACAGAACAUGCAAACAGCUAUUCACUGUAGUUUGCAUCCCUGUGAUUACUGGUUGGGCUUUUACAAUCAAAGCAUUCUAUCCUCAGCUAAGAGAAAUGGAAAAUCCUAUUGCAUUUUUAAGGCUUUCCUGGACAUCCACAACUUUGUCUUUUUCUGGGUAUAUACCUUAAGAGCAAUACUAUCAUCCUGAUUUUAGUUUGAUUAAUGCCUAUACACAGAUGACACUUGUGAAACGUAAAAAAUAACUUUAAGACAGCAUAUUGAAAAUAUGCCUAAUACAGUUAUUAUAAUAAAAAAUUAUAAAACUCUCCAAACAUUAGUAAAAAGUGACUAAUCAUAUCUGAUGCCUACAUUUUCAGUUUUGAAAUUAUUUCCUUGUAAAGAUACAGUCAUUCUUCUGUUUUCCAAAUAUGAAAAUUUAAGGAUUCAAUCAGCUGUACAUAAUAGCAGACCUGGCAACUCUUGAACAGAUUUUCUUCUUUAUGUAUCAAGACAUGAGCCGUAAUAUUUUCUGCAAAUUCCAUUUUCCUUGACAGAAGAUUCUGCCAUGCAGAAAGAGCACAAAAAUAUUUACUUCUAUGUCUUUAUUAAUUACAAGGCUAUUUUCUACCACACAUUUUAAAUUAAUAGCUAUUCACAAAGCAAAUACACUUGCAUAGUUCCCACUUUCUCUUUCUGUCUCACAUGCCCACACGCACUCAUAGUAACCUGUAAGUAAUUGAAUUGCAAAAGGAAAACAAAUUUAAAUUAUUAGCAAUAAACAAUCACCAGUGCUGAAGGAAGAAAAUAUACAAACAUUGCAAGAAGCAGUAGAAUGUUGUUUAAUGAGUGAUUUGCAUCCCUCAGCUCACAUCUGAAAUCUCUUGCUUAAGCUAGAAAUGUGGCGUUAUGCUGGUUUGGUCUGGAGAAAUUGUGGGUUUGGAGACCAGCUACUACCUGGUCCACUGUUUUUAACUUCUCCCUUCAAAUUCAGGGAUGAAAGAUUUAAAUAUACUGAGGAAAAGUUUAGAAGCCUUAUCUUACAAAAAGGGAUAAACAGAUAUACAUGUCACCUGGUCCCUAUUGAAACUUGAAUCAUUUUGAUCUUGAGAACUGAGAUGCUGGUAUUUAAUUAAUAACUAGUCCUCACAAAUCUCUCAAGAAAAGGUCAGAGCAUAAUCUGCCAUAAUUUAUGUGAAUUUUCAGUGGCCAUUGGAUCUGUUGUUUCCUUGUUUAGCUGACACACACUUAACAUGAAAUCCUAGACAGUGACCCAAAGUUAAUUUUAAUACACAUGGUUUGAAUAAAUAGUGAUUUCAUGAUUAUUUGGAAUUAACCAAACUUGAGGAGGAAAAAAUAACAAAGAAUCAUAUAAAAAUAUUUUUUACUUAUUAAGGAAACUAGUGCAGAAAGAACAAUACUCGCAAAAAAACCCUGUAGAAAUGUAUGUAUAAAUUAAAAUAUCUCAGUGGAAGUGCACUGAAAACAUAUGCCUUACACCACAAUUUAAAGAAAUCAUUAAAACUUUACUUUCAAGUUGUUUAACUCUUCAUUCAAUGUGUCAUAAGAUCAAAAUAUGGUUUAUUCUGAAAGUGAAUACAGCUUAUCUUUCCUUACAAUAAAAAUCAUAUUGGCUCUCACUCUUGAAGUCUCCCUGAAACCAAAUUUUGUCAAAUAUUAAUAUUUCUUUAGAGUCCACUUUCUUCAAGCGAUACUUUUGCUGAAAAAUUCCUGACUGACACUUCUCUGAAAGCAUUUGGGCUCACAAGACAGUAAAUAUAUAACUAGCUUUUGGAAGGCUUUGACAAAUACAUUCAUAAAGAUAACACAAAGGUAAACACCGCUCCAGGUAACUUAAUUUCAGAUGUCUGUUUAAACCAUUGUCAGUUUGAGAUACAGAGAUUAAUCUAUCUCAAAGCUCAGGUUUAUCUUAACCACAGGAUACAUCUCAUUUCUCUGAAACUCAAAAUCCCUCCAGCACAGCUUGAGUAAGGAAGAAAGUGGUUUCCUUCCUAACUGCUUACUUUCCUUCAGGCAGCCCCAUCUUUACCUUAGCACUCAGUGUAUUACCUUCAUCUCUUAACUCCAUCUAUGUUGUGUUUAAAGGUAAAGGCAGUUCAAAGGCACAUGUACUUACACAGCCCCAAAACAAGUUUUGAAGCAUCCUGUAUUAACUUCAGACCACAAAACAUGCACUUGGGUGUGCUUAUCUUUCUCAUUUUCACAGGCGUAUGGGAAUGACAGUCAUAAGACCUGGAGGAAGCCUUCAGAAAUGUGUACAGCCUCUGUACAAAAGGGUUCAUACUCUAAAUUGAAACAAUUAAGAAAAGUGGUUUGUCUCUUAGUUAUGUUGCAGUGAGUGAUCUACUUUGAAAUUCUAUUUAUAAUGUGCAGCAGUAAAGGUAUAAAUUUCCCACAGAUACAAAAGAACUGUGUUCAGAGGGAUUGGAGGUAAAGAUUGCUACUGCGAGCUGAAAUCAUGGGACAGGACAAUGUCCUGUGGGACAUAUGAUGGCUUUUGGAUCAACUCUGGCUCUGCAUUUCUGUCAUAAAAGCCCACAUGGGGUGAAUUUGCAUGAAAGAGCAGGGCCUGUGCAUGUGAUACCAAAAACCAGACCAAAGAAAGAAUGGGUGGGUGCUGAGACAAGUGAAACACUCCUAAGAAUACAUAAGGUCAGGAAACUCUCAGUCCUGUGGAUUCACAAGAACAGAAAAACUCAGAAUAUCAAGAUUCUCCAGUCUCUCCAGGCCACAAACAUGUCGUGAUACCAGACAACAGCUCGUGUUGGUGAGAAAUAACCACUUUGUGAACUGCUCUGCCUGUGCCACCAAUGUUGGUCCCACAGUAAAACAAUUCCGAUGAUGACACCAGAUACGUAAUAAUUUUUCAUAUAAGGUCACAAGUACACUUUUUGAAUUUUAUUGGAGGUUUUGUCUCCUUCAGCUUGGAGAUUGAUCUGCUGAUAACGUCUAAAAAGGUGAACAAUAUUUCUAUUGGUUCCUUCAGGUAGCUCAUGCUAGCACGUGAAUCUAUAUAUUUCCUCCUUCGUAGUCAUUUGUGAGAUACUGGAAUGCCCAUCCAGAGUUUUAGCUAGGCAGUGCCUGGAGAGUCAAGUUUCAUCCAUCCAUGGUCAAGAUGGCAACAAAAAGACUUUCUGCUCCAGUACUGUGGUUGAUUCUUCUCUCCAUUCAGGUCUCCCUGUGCACUGAUGAAUUGAGGCUGUCUAACGGAACUGGCCCCUGCUCUGGGAGAGUGGAAGUAAAACAUGAGGAGCAGUGGGGAACCGUGUGUGAUGGCGACUGGACCAUAAAGGAUGCUGAGGUUGUCUGUAAGCAACUACAAUGUGGAUCUGCUGUUAAGGCCCUAAAUCGAGCUCCUUUUGGACAAGGAACUGGACCAACGUGGUUGUACCGAGUUGAUUGCCGUGGUGAUGAAUCUGCUCUAUGGAACUGCUCGCAUACAGGAUGGGGUGCUUUUACCUGCCCUCAUUACUUUGAUAUUGGAGUGAUCUGCUCAGGCUUCUCUGACAUGCAUCUGACUGGAGGGGACACUGCCUGCUCAGGACUUCUGAAAGUAAAGAAAGAAGAAACUUGGGCCACUGUCUGUUUCUCACACAUUGAUUUCAAAACUGCCUCUGUUAUAUGUAAUGAGUUAAAGUGUGGCCAGGCUGUGGAUACCUUGAGAGGAACUCACUUUGGAGAUAGAUAUGAACUGAUCUGGCAAGAAGAGUUUCACUGUGUAGGGAAUGAGACUCACCUUGCAGACUGUCCCAGGAGCAGGCACCACACUAACACAUGCUCUCAUGAUGCCACUGUUGUGUGUUCAGGCUACGGUGGGUACAGGCUGGCAAACGGCAAUACCACAUGUUCAGGGAGAGUAGAGCUUCUUCACGGAGGCAUAUGGGGAACCCUCUGUGACUACCUGUGGGAUUUACCAGCUGCCAAUAUCCUCUGCCAGCAGCUAAACUGUGGAAUUGCACUACUGAUCCCAAGUGGACAGUCCUUUGGGGAAGGAAAUGGAUCUGUCUGGAACGCCACAUUCAGCUGCCAGAAGAAUGGCUCACUCCUGAGAGAGUGUCCCGUGCGUGCUCUAGGUCAGGAUGAAUGCCCUGCUGGAAAAGAGGCUCAUGUGGUAUGUUCAGGGUGUCCAGGGGGCAGGCUGGUGAAUGGCACCACAUGCUCUGGCAUAGUGGAGAUCCGCCAUGGAGACACGUGGGGAAGACUCUGCCACUCCCACUGGAAUUUGCAAGCUGCCAAUGUUCUCUGCCAUCAGCUGAAUUGUGGCUAUGCAAAAUCAAUCCAGAUGAAAGACAGUUUUGUGGAUGGAAAUGGGCCUAUAUGGAGAGAUGCUUUUCACUGUAAAGGGACAGAGUCCUGCCUAUGGGAUUGUGUUCAAGUGACUUUGGGCAAUCCAACCUGUUCAGCCAAAGAAAUAGCCACUGUAACUUGCUCAGGUCUUGUUGAAUCACUCAGACUCUCAGGGAGUGAGAGCCACUGUGGUGGGCGAGUUGAGAUUUCCCUCCAUGGGGUGUGGAGCAGAGUCCUGGAUGACAACUGGGACAUUAGGGAUGCCCAUGUGGUGUGCCGACAGCUCCAGUGCGGAACUGCUGAGAAAGCCUAUUACCUUCCAAAGUCUGAGCGAGGCACGGGUCCUGUUGGCCUAAGGAGUGUCCAGUGCACUGGAAAUGAGACUCAGUUGAUGCUCUGCAACGCCUCCCAUUAUCAGACAGUGCCAACAGGAGUUUCAGAAGAUGUUGGUGUGAUUUGUUCAGGAAGCAGACAGAUGAGGCUGGUGAAUGGAACAAACCGCUGUGCUGGGAGAGUAGAGCUUUAUCAUCAUGGCAGCUGGGGCACCAUCUGUGAUGAUAACUGGGAUUUAUCAGAUGCCAAUGUUGUUUGCAAACAGCUUAGAUGUGGGCAUGCCAUCGAGGCAUUUGUCUCUGCUCAUUAUGGCGAAGGGUCAGGGCAGAUCUGGCUGGAUGACGUGAAUUGCUCUGGGGCUGAAUCUGAUCUCUGGUCAUGUCCCUCUAGGGCGUGGGGCCAGCACAACUGCCAACACAAAGAGGAUGCUGGGGUCCUGUGCUCAGAUUUCCUGGCUCUGAGACUGGUGAAUGGCAAUGACUGUGCUGGGCGUGUAGAAGUUUUCUAUAAUGGGACGUGGGGGAGCGUUUGUUCUAAUCACAUGUCCCUGCUCACCGCAGUAACCAUGUGCAAGCACCUGGGCUGCGGAGAUGGAGGAGAAAUAGCCACGGAGUCCCAGUACAGCAGAGGGUCAGGGCCCACAUGGCUGGACCACAUUGAGUGCACUGAGCAGCACAGCUCGCUCUGGCAAUGUCAGUCAGACCCCUGGGAUCCUCAGUCGUGCACUAACCGAGCUGAAGAGACCCACAUUACUUGCACUGGAAGAAAAGAGGCAACAUCUCCAGCUGCAUUUGCUGAGUGUCCAAACUCCACAAGUUGUUCAGACAGGGAGAAGUUACGAGUCAUGGGAGGAGAGGAUGAAUGCUCAGGCAGAGUGGAGAUGUGGCACCAAGGUUCCUGGGGAACAAUCUGUGAUGACUCCUGGGACAUGGCAGAUGCCAAUGUUGUAUGCAGGCAGCUGGGCUGUGGAUCUGCUGUGUCUGCUCUGAGUGAGGCUGCCUUUGGUGAAGGGACUGGUCCCAUCUGGUUGGAGAAGGUACACUGUAAAGGAACAGAGCUGUCUCUUUGGGACUGUGCGGCCAAGCCUGUGUUUGGCAAAACCUGUGAUCAUAAGGAAGAUGCUGCUGUGAAUUGCUCUGGUGUGACAGAAACAACAGCAUCACCCACGAGAGCAGAUCGUCCCCGCCGCCCUGCCACAGGCAGUACAAGACUUUCAGUGCCUGUCAUCCUCUGCAUUGUCCUGGGGACCCUUCUCUGCCUGGUCCUUGCCAUUCUUGCUGGGCAGAUCCAACGUGCCAGGACACAGCACAGAGGCUCCAGACUAUCCUACGACCCCUUCUCUGAGGCUGUCUAUGAAGAGAUUGACUAUAACCUGAUGAGGGAAAAGCAGGGCGUGACUUUCCUCUCAGAUUUUUAUUCAGAGAGCUCAAAACCAAAGGAACAGUUUUAUAGAGCAGACAGUGAUGAAGAAAAUGGUCCUGGAGCAACCCAAGGCAAUGUGAGAAAGGAGGCCUCUCCACUGCCUGAAAAUGCCCUGGAAGAUGGUUAUGAUGAUGUGACAGAAGCUCCUGGACCUAGAGAUGCUUCUCUUUCUGAGCAGAAUGAACAGGAAAUCAUUGGGAUCCCUGGAGAAAGUGACAGAAACAAGGAUUCCCAGACAGACUGGACUCACAGAAACAGGACCUCUGAGGCUGAGAGAUCCUCAUCCCCUGCUCUUGAGGAUACAAGCUACGACGACAUUGAAGAGCUGGGGCACUGAUAGAGACUGCUGAGCUGUAUUAACUUCUUCUGGAAACACACCACUGUUCGUAAAAUGCUAAUCCUGUACUAGCAGAACCAGAACAAUCUGCAUUUAGGAUUCGUUUGCAUAAGUUUUGGUUAUUUUCAGAGAAGAGAUAACAUACAUAAAAGAUAAGGAAGCAUGUCUGUUAAAAAGAUCUUUCAAAUUUAUCUUACAAUUUCUUGUUGUUAAGACUUAAUGGAUACUUUUGAUUUUAUUUUUAAAUACCUUCAUUUUUAUUUUUUUUUACUUAAUUAAUUUUAAAAUUAUUAUAUUUUCUUAUUAGAAGCUGUCCAAAGUUCUCAAAUGUAUGGUUUUCCUCUCAGAUACAUGGGGGCAGCUUCUGGGAAUUAUUUGGAAUUGAGACUGAACUGCAAGAAAAUAAUCAAAAUUCUGUUUCAGCCAAAUCUUUGAGAAAGGAACUGUUGCUGAUUGUUUCUGCAGCAACAUCAAGAGAUCUGACAGGUGUGCUGCAGGCAUGAUGUGAGGCACAGAAGGAGGGAAACACGUGGGAUUUAACUGCAUCCUGCAAUCUACUUUUCCUGGCUCACUAACAGGAAAACUGGGAAAGUAGAAAGUUUUUGCAAGGAAUAGUAAAAGGCAGAAGAAACCGACAUAAGCAUUGCAACAAAUGUUAUGCCCAAAAAAGAUGUAGCAAGCUAUUUAUCCCUGUCAGCACUAUCUGCACAGGACAGAACUUUUCCUCUCCAGGUGCACCAGGCAGGGACGAGGAAGAAGGAAUCCCUGGUGACUCAGAGAUGGCAACAACUGAUGUCACAGGCAUGAUCCAGUUGAGCUGAGUGUUCCCCAGGUGACUGGGGUAUAUAAUCCUCAGUGUGACUGAUUUAGUGGACUGAUAUUAGGAAUGUGUUAAAAUUUGUAGCCAAACUCUUGAGCACUCUCCCUGCACCUGAAUGACACCUGCACAGGGAAAGUUUUAGGAUAAUUGGAGUAACUGGAUUAAAAGCAUAUUAACAAUUAACAAGAUUAAUAAAAUAUGUAAAAUGACUUAACUGUAGGAUCUAUCAGGCAAAGGAUGAAAUCCUAGAGAAUCAGGCUACAGCUGAACUCAUUACAAAUCUAUCUUUCAAAUUUUUGAAAAAGCAGCUAUGAAAGGAAGUUGUUUGUGAGUGGGGUUACAGGCAGCAGUGCUUGUUGCAGUCUGUGUAGCCAGCUGUGUUGGAGUCACCUCUGUGCGCACAAAUUUAUCUCAGUGACUUAUUGCAACUCUUUAAAGUCACUCUCUGCAGUAUUUCUGACCCCUUGAGAAAAACGUAAGGCACGAUUCCUCUUUGGAGAAAUUCUACUAAGUCUCCUGAAUAGAAUUUUUAUUCAGUCACUCAUUGAUUCUUUUUUGCCACCAAUAUGCUUCACACUUAAGUUUCCCAGCUCUCUCCCAAAUCUUUUCUUAACGAUUGGCUCGCUGUCCAGUACUCAGGUGUUAAGAAAGACUUCAGGGAGGGGUCACAGCCUGUUGGGAUUCAGGUUUUUCAUUCUUGAGUUAAAGUUACCCAGAUAAAGUUACCCAGAAAGCCGCUUUGCUAAAAAAAUCAAGAUUACAGCCAAAGGAGGGAUCCAGGAGCACGUUCCGGAUAACAUCCAGGACUAAACGGCGUUGCUGCGAUGGGGAGGGAACCGUGGCAGAACGAGAGCGUUUUGGGAUUGCACAGCGUCUCUGUGGGAUGGGCAGGGGAGGAACUAAAGGUGGGGAAAGGGAAGGGCGUAGGUGAACGGAGGAGGAACAAGUGUGGGGAAAAUGGAGAGUAGGGGGAUAAAACGGCCAGUGGCACGUAAAUCGCUUGCGGAUCCGGCAGGGACGCCGUGCUCCCGGGAAAACAUGCUGGACUGCCCCGCCGAGUCCGCUCCCGGGUUCCCUCCUCGGAAGCCUCCUCUCCCGCGGCCUCGCCAUGGCCAAGGGCACAGGCCGCC
This is a messenger RNA of Passer domesticus (house sparrow), 8972 nucleotides long. RefSeq names its product antigen WC1.1-like. Lineage: Eukaryota; Metazoa; Chordata; Aves; Passeriformes; Passeridae. The record is from RefSeq and is a predicted model, not a curated record. The coding region runs from base 3750 to 7022 and encodes 1090 amino acids. Gene Ontology annotation, molecular function: serine-type endopeptidase activity. Gene Ontology annotation, cellular component: plasma membrane. Gene Ontology annotation, biological process: zymogen activation. The transcript is spliced from 17 exons.